CCUCACUCCUCUAUAUAAGAGCCGCCCCCGCCAUUCAUCCUCUACUUCCGCCCAUCCCCGCCACCAGAACACUGCCUGGCUAAUAACUUCUCUUCUUCUUAUUACUCACUCGCGCAUCCCAGCGCAAACACCUCCGCACGCACGGAGCACACGAACUCUAACCAACGGCCAGCAAGAAUUAUUAACCAUGCAGGCGCAGUCCCGUCUCAUGAGCUCGGCGGCGUCGGCGGCGGACGAGCGGUACUACGAGGCGGUGGUGAGGGAGCUGCGGCGCGGGCACGAGCUGACGGCGCAGCUGCAGGCGGAGGCGGCGCGCGCGCUGCGCGGGCAGGGCCAGGCCGAGGCCACCGCCGCAUUCAUCCUGCGGGAGGUCUCCCGCGCCUUCACCGUCUGCAUCUCCAUCAUGGGCGGCGCCGCCCCGGCCACGCCGCUCGCCGAGGCAGCGACAGCCCCGGCGGGCGCCGCGCGCCGUCCUAGAGAUGACGGCGCCCCGAGAAAAACAAUAGAGACAAGCUCGCCCAACUCCGACGGGUACAUGUGGAGGAAGUACGGCCAGAAGAGGAUCAUGAAGACCAGGUUCCCAAGGUGCUACUACAGAUGCAGCCACCACCGCGAGCGCGGGUGCCCGGCCACGAAGCAGGUCCAGGAGCAGCAGCACGGCGACGGCGCCGACCACCCGAAGACGUACCUCGUCAUCUACGUCCACGAGCACACGUGCCGCACGACGCCGCCGCCGUCCGCCGAGCCCGAGGCGCCGGUCGUGGCGCGCGGCCGUUUAGCCCGCGACGACGACGCGGUGCCGCUGGAUGGUGGCCGCGGCGCCAAGGAGGAGCUCGAGCGCCAGGUGCUCGUCUCGUCCCUCGCCUGCGUGCUCCAGGGCCGCCACACCGACACUACUACUUGGGGCGGCGCGCCCGCGCCGGGGGCCGGGUCCUCUUCGUCGUCGCAGCUGGGCCGCGUUAGUGCUGACGACGCCGGCGCGUCUGCUUCGCUCAACGCACUGCUGGCCACCGCGAUGCCGCCGCUAACGUCGUCGCUCGGCGCCGGGGAGGAGGAGGAGGAGCUGGACGUCAUGGACUACGACGUGCCGGCCGACACGGCGCUGUGUUUCGGCGGCCCGUCGUACGGGAUGCGUGACGACGACAUGCUGCUUUAAUUUGAGAUCGUAGAUCGAGUUUCAGGAAUCUACAUCUCACACGCCGGCGCCCAGCGGUUCAUCAUCUAUCGUCCGUGUUUACGACGACGACACGAGACAAAGAUACGCCCAGUCUUAAUUACUGUAGCCAGGUUCGGUAUAUACGUGCGGUAAAAAAAAUAAAGAUACGUACGGGUAUUUGUAUUUCUUGUAUUGCGAGAAUACGGGCCAUAUAUAUAUAUAGAAGUAUUUAAUUAAUUAUAUAUAGGUCGGACACUCUCCCUGUUAUUUUAUGGUGUGGUAUUGUAAGCCUCGGGAAGAAUGCGAUAUUGUAAGGUUGUCCCAAAUAAAUAAUGGGCAACGAUUAAUAAGAAUGCUAAAGGGGUAAAUAUAUACUAAUCCCUCCGUUCCUAAA
Molecule: messenger RNA, 1550 nt
Organism: Brachypodium distachyon (stiff brome)
Lineage: Eukaryota; Viridiplantae; Streptophyta; Magnoliopsida; Poales; Poaceae
Product: WRKY transcription factor SUSIBA2
Exons: 3
Coding region: 188-1156 (322 amino acids)
Biological process (GO): regulation of DNA-templated transcription
Molecular function (GO): sequence-specific DNA binding; DNA-binding transcription factor activity
Source: RefSeq, a predicted model, not a curated record